This is a messenger RNA of Oncorhynchus gorbuscha (pink salmon), 2240 nucleotides long. RefSeq names its product dnaJ homolog subfamily B member 1-like. Gene Ontology annotation, molecular function: Hsp70 protein binding; transcription corepressor activity. Gene Ontology annotation, cellular component: cytosol. The record is from RefSeq and is a predicted model, not a curated record. NCBI's taxonomy places the organism in Eukaryota, Metazoa, Chordata, Actinopteri, Salmoniformes, Salmonidae.
UCUAUAUACGAUGUCAGCAAAAACAAGGCCAUGGUGGCAAAGUAAAUAUAAUAUAGCAAGUAAAACACUGGAAUGGUAGAUUUGCAGUGGAAGAAUGUGCAACGUAGAAAUAAAAAGAAUGGGUUGAGUUUCGGCUCGACUACAGAGGCGUGUCCUGUGGAACUGUCAAACUCAGUGACGCUCUGUUAGCCGUGAUCGGUCCCAGGAACUUUCGUCCGACAGGAGUUGAACUGCGUUCAGACUCUUCCUGAUGCUGCUAGAAAAUUCUCGAAAUUUCUGCGCGGAUAUAAACUAGAAUGGGUCCCAAGCGGAGCUGACAGAACUGUAGCGUUCUUCAACAGUAAGUGUACAGUUCAGGUUAGGCUUUAAUACGUUUAAGUACCAUUCCAUAGAUAUACUACCUGCAACCGGACCAGCGCAUUUAAAGAGAACUACCCGUCUACAUUGUGCGAAUUUGAUUGGCAGUCAGCACAGGCUCAAGCAAGGGAAGUUUAAACUAUUUCUCGCAGCUAUUCGGAAUUAACACACCGACAGCUACAUGGUCAAAAUGGGUAAAGACUACUAUAAUGUUCUGGGCAUACAGAAAGGGGCGACGGAGGACGAGAUCAAGAAGGCUUAUCGCAAGCAGGCUCUGCGUUACCACCCGGAUAAAAACAAGUCUCCCAAAGCCGAGGACAAGUUUAAAGAAAUAGCUGAAGCUUAUGACGUUCUGAGCGACCCAAAGAAAAAGGACGUUUACGACCGAUUCGGGGAAGAAGGGUUGAAAGGAGGAGGCCCCCCAGGAGGAGGGGGUGUUCUGGGCCCUAGUUUCAGCUACUCCUUCCAAGGCGACCCCCACGCCAUCUUCGCCGAGUUCUUCGGGGGCCGGAGCCCCUUCGACCAGUUCUUCACCCGAAACGGUGGGGGCCCAGAUGGGGACAACAUGGACACUGACGAUCCCUUCGCCCGUUUUGGGAUGGGGGGUGGUGGCAUAGGGGGGUUCCCCCGUUCCUUCAGCACAGGGAUGGGGGGAGGGGGGAUGGGGGGGCAGAUGGUUGAGAAGCACCAGGACCCACCCGUGCUCCACGAACUCAGGGUGACCUUAGAGGAGGUGCUCUCAGGCUGCACUAAGAGAAUGAAGAUAUCCCACAAGCGGCUGAACGCAGACAGACGGACCCUCCGGAUGGAGGACAAGAUCCUGGAGGUGGAGAUAAAGAAGGGAUGGAAGGAGGGGACGAAGGUCACCUUCCCUAAAGAGGGGGACGAGACGCCGACUAACAUCCCGGCAGACGUGGUGUUCGUGGUCAAGGAUAAGCCACACCCGGUGUUCCGGCGAGACGGCUCUGACAUCGUUUACCCCGCCAAGGUCUCCCUCAGAGAGGCGCUGUGCGGCUGCACGGUCAUCGCCCCCACGUUGGACGGCAGGACAGUAACCGUGACAACAGGGGACGUGGUGCGUCCGGGGAUGAAACGACGCAUCACAGGGGAGGGGCUUCCUCUGCCCAAGCGGCCCGAUCGCCGCGGUGACCUGCUGGUGGAGUACGAGGUGGCGUUUCCGGAGAGACUGAGUCAGAGUGCCAAGGAGACCAUCGCACAGGUGCUUCCACCCUUGUCCUGAUGGCUAUAAACUAUGAACGUCUUCAGGACAAAACUGACGGAGCAGACGAACAGUGAAAGGCAUCAUGUGGCUGUCCUCCCUAUCGACCAAAGAACGUUUAUCACCGCCAUUUUCUGUUCCUUUCCAGACGAUUCUGUGUUGAAUCGCCAUCGUUCGUCGACACCCAUCAGGUGACCUACUGCGCACGGCCAACGCUCGUUACGGUGUCUCUUGACCUUUAGUUGAGGAAACUGUCACUCUGGACCUCGUGAGUCCACUUCAGAACCACUAGUGAACUGAGGAAACUGUCACUCUGGACCUCGUGAGUCCACUUCAGAACCACUAGUGAACUGAGGAAACUGUCACUCUGGGCCUCGUGAGUCCACUUCAGAACCACUAGUGAACUGAGGAAACUGUCACUCUGGGCCUCGUGAGUCCACUUCAGAACCACUAGUGAACUGAGGAAACUGUCACUCUGGGCCUCGUGAGUCCACUUCAGAACCACUAGUGAACUGAGGAAACUGUCACUCUGGGCCUCGUGAGUCCACUUCAGAACCACUAGUGAACUGAGGAAACUGUCACUCUGGACCUCGUGAGUCCACUUCAGAACCACUAGUGAACUGAGGAAACUGUCACUCUGGACCUCUGCUGCCAUGUAUCUAUA